This is a messenger RNA of Musca domestica (house fly), 2216 nucleotides long. It is a transcript of the gene lok, whose product is annotated as ovarian-specific serine/threonine-protein kinase Lok. The record is from RefSeq and is a predicted model, not a curated record. NCBI's taxonomy places the organism in Eukaryota, Metazoa, Arthropoda, Insecta, Diptera, Muscidae. Gene Ontology annotation, molecular function: protein binding; protein serine/threonine kinase activity; ATP binding. Bases 226 to 1671 code for a protein of 481 amino acids. Gene Ontology annotation, cellular component: nucleus; cytoplasm. Gene Ontology annotation, biological process: protein phosphorylation; mitotic DNA damage checkpoint signaling. The transcript is spliced from 7 exons.
GCACAAAACAAUCACAAACACAUCUGCAUCUGGAGAACAAACAACAACCUCCGCAAAAUACAUAUAACUGCUUAAUAAAAUAAACAGUUAUGUUUCUAAUAAUUCUAUGGUCCUAGAUUCUUCAUACUGCCGGCAAAUUUCAAAUAUUUUAUUAAAAAAUAAAUACAAACGCAACUAAGUUUUCUACACGUUAAGCUGAAGAAACGCAGAGGAACAAAAGAAACCAUGGCACGAGAUCGCGAGCCUCAGUCACAGACGCAAGGAGCAACUCAAAGCCAGUCAUCUAAUAUAUGGAGCCAGGUUGAGAGUCAGCCAAUUGAAAACAUUGUUUGGGGACGACUCUAUGGGAAAAACAUCAAAGUCAAAUCUCUGGGUACGACGGGCAAAUAUAAGAUUUUGUAUCUGAAUUCGUCUUUUUCUGUUGAUUUAAGCAAUGAAAGUUUCACCGCUGGCCGUGGAGAUAACAAUGAUCUUAUAUUGACGCUCAAUGAUUUACCAGAGAAAAUAUUGUGUCGCAUAUCGAAGGUCCAUUUUGUAAUACGAAGAGCUAACUGUGAUCUAUCCAAUCCUGUUUACAUUGAGGACCUUUCGCGCAAUGGAACGUUUGUGAAUAGUGAAAGAAUUGGUACCAAUAGCAGACGUAUUCUACAAAAUGAUGAUAUUAUAUCGCUAUCGCAUCCCACGUACAAAGCUUUUGUCUUCAAAGAUCUCAGUCCCAAUGAGGCAAUGGGUUUGCCCAAAGAAAUUACUUCAAAUUAUUAUGUUAGUCGUAAAUUAGGCUCUGGAGCUUGUGGUCUGGUGCGUCUGGUCUAUGACAGGCGUUCGUGCCAAGAAUAUGCCAUGAAAAUUGUCAAGAAAAACAUGCUGGCAACCAGUACUAGCCCCAAUCAUUUAACAGAUCCAAAUCGUGUUAUGAAUGAGGCAAAAAUUAUGAAAAAUCUAGAUCAUCCCUGUGUCAUUAAUAUGCACGAUAUUGUUGAUAAGCCAGACUCAGUUUAUAUGGUUUUAGAAUUCAUGAAAGGAGGCGAUUUACUCAAUCGCAUUGUUGAAAAUAAAAGGCUGUCGGAAAAGAUUUCCAAACUUUUCUUCUAUCAAAUGUGUCAUGCGGUUAAAUAUUUACAUGAUAAAGGCAUCACUCAUAGAGAUUUAAAGCCGGACAAUGUGUUGCUUGAAACGUCGGACGAGGAAACAUUAUUAAAAGUUUCUGACUUUGGUUUGAGCAAAUUUGUACAGAAGGAUUCUGUAAUGCGAACCUUGUGUGGCACACCUCUGUAUGUUGCACCAGAAGUGCUGCUAACUGGUGGUCGUGGAGCGUACACAAAAAAGGUAGACAUUUGGAGUUUGGGUGUGGUUCUUUUCACCUGCCUUAGCGGAACUUUGCCCUUUUCUGACGAUUACGGCUCUCCAGCCUCUGAACAAAUCAAGAAGGGUCAUUUUCGUUUCAAUCAUCCCUCAUGGAAGCAGGUAUCACAACGGGCAACAUCCCUAAUAAAAAACAUGUUAAUAGUUGACCCCCAAAGAAGGCCAACUAUCGACGAUGUACUACAAAGUAGCUGGCUCAAAGAUCAGGAAAUGUUGCGUACCGCCAAUAAACUAAUGAAAAUCGAACCCAUGGAAACCGAAGAUGAAGAGAAUUUUUUAGAACCUCCAAUGAAACGUUCCAAACGGUAAACAAAACGUAUUUACAUUACCUCGUUAAUUUAAUAUGGAGAAAGAAAAACCAACCACCAGUUGCCAAAUAGAGUACUAUUUUUUAUUAGUUUAGUUAUUUUAUAUAUAGUAUUAAGUCACCAUUUUUGUGUUUGUUUUUUGUUCAUUAUUCAGUAUACGUAAAAAAUUGCCUUAGAUUGGAAUUCAUUUGAUAUGAUAAACAUUCCAUAGCAGCAGAAACUCCAAAAAUUUGACAAGACAAAAAAACACUGUUAGCAAACAAAAAUGAAAUUAUUUUCCGAAAAUGUUGCAAGAGUUGUACUCUAAGAUUUUUUUUUGUUAAAUGUUGUCCACUCCAAUGUUUUGUUAAACAUUCUUAUACCUCUUGUAUAACUGAUCAUUAUUAAUAUUUUUACUUGAUCAUUAUUAUUAUUAUUAUUAUUAAUUAUAUGUAUUGUACUGUUUAUGUUGUAUGCUUAUGAGCUAUGCUUUUAUUAAAGCCAUCAGAAUACUGCUUUACAAAUGAUGGGAGGCUGUGAUACGCCUUCAUUUUUUAUAAAUAAAUU